This is a messenger RNA of Zea mays, 840 nucleotides long. RefSeq names its product CASP-like protein 1D1. The record is from RefSeq and is a predicted model, not a curated record. NCBI's taxonomy places the organism in Eukaryota, Viridiplantae, Streptophyta, Magnoliopsida, Poales, Poaceae. The transcript is spliced from 3 exons. The coding region runs from base 222 to 812 and encodes 196 amino acids.
UGGCUGCUGCCGCUGCUGCCUUAUCAGACAAGUUGACGGCGUACGCGUUCUCCGUCGGCUAUACAUAUACCAACAUCUAUGUACGCAGAACGCAGUCUACAGCCGUGCCGCAACACACAGCAGCAGGCCAGCCGGAAGGAACAGCCACGCACCGAUCGACGACGGCGCCCAGCUAGCUAGCUCUCGCUCCAUCGCUCUCAUUAGCCAGCGACCACAUACAUAUGGCCACCGUGGACGCCACGACGCCGACGGAGUCCGGCGGCAAGCAGCAGGCGCCGUCCCUUCCGGCGUGCAGAAGCUUCUCCGGCGCCAACCCGGCCCUUCGGGUGCUCCUGUUCGCGGUGACGCUCGCGGGGCUGGUCCUGCUGGCCACCGCCAAGCAGACGGUGCGCGUGCCAAUCCCGCAGUUCCCGGGGCUCCUCCUCUCCCGACCCGCCAAGUUCACGGACUCGCCGGCGCUCAUAUAUCUGCUGGUGGCUCUCGUCGUGACGUGCUUCUACAGCUUGCUGACGGCCCUCGCCUCGCUUAAGCUCGUCUCCGGCUCGUUUCCCGCCACCAGGACUCUCUUCCUGCUUGUUCUGCUCGAUGUGUUAUACGCAGCUAUCAUGGCUUCGGCGACCGGUUCAGGAGGUGGUGUAGCGUGGAUCGGCCUCAAGGGCAACUCGCACACCAACUGGAACAAGAUCUGCAACAUCUACGGCAAGUUCUGUCGUCACAUCGGCAGCUCCGUUUUCCUAGGCCUCGUCGCCUCCAUCAUCCUCGUCCUGCUUGCCAUCCUCAACGCCCACUCCUUGUACCGCCGCAGUCGCUAGCUACCUCAGUACAUCUGCCGUUGUUGCA